AUUUGCUUCAUAAUGGUGUUUAGUAGUUUGACGACCCUUACCACAUCAUCCACAUGGAAUAAUUAUAAUGCUAAGAGGAGCUAGAAGGCGUUUCCCUGCACUCCCUUCUCUUUAUAGGAGGAAGAGCUGCGCUGUGUCAGAGACACCGCACUACAACCCCAGUGACGUUGAGGGGAGGUGGGCUGGGAAGUGGGCGUGGUCCCAACCUCGAGGACCUAAGUCCUACAUCCUGUCCAUGUUCCCUUAUCCCUCAGGACGUCUGCACAUGGGCCAUGUUCGUGUAUACACUAUCAGUGAUACGCUUGCCCGUUACCGUCGGUUACUUGGAGAGGAGGUGCUCCAUCCAAUGGGUUGGGAUGCAUUUGGUCUUCCUGCAGAAAAUGCUGCCAUUGAUCAUGGAAUAGAUCCAUCUUCCUGGACUGUACAGAAUAUUGGUGUCAUGAGAGGACAACUGGAUCGCAUGGGAUGUCAUUUUGACUGGGAGAGGGAGGUGACUACAUGCUCUCCUGACUACUAUCGAUGGACACAGUGGCUCUUCCUACAACUCUACAACAGAGGACUAGCUUACAAGAAGAAGGCUGUGGUGAAUUGGGACCCAGUGGAUGGGACAGUGCUGGCUAAUGAGCAGGUGGAUAGUCAUGGAAGGUCAUGGAGGUCAGGUGCUAUAGUAGAGCAGAAACUACUCGAUCAAUGGUUCUUCAAGAUCACACACUACGCUGACGCAUUGUUGGAGGGGCUGCAAGAUUUGGACUGGCCUGAUGCUGUCAAGAACACUCAAGCUCAAUGGAUUGGUAGAUCUCAGGGAGCCUACUUUGACUUCCACCUCACAGGAAUGAGUGAGAGGUUGCGUGUGUUCACUACCUCUCAACAUACUCUAUAUGGAGUGACAUUCCUAGCCAUCUCACCCCAUCAUCCACUAGUGAAGACACUGAGUGCUAGUACACAGGCGGCUGUGAAUGGUUGGAGGAGUGAUGACUCUGCUGUUAGUAAUGGAGUGUACACUGGGCUCACCGCAGUCCACCCACUCACCCAUACUCCUCUCCCUGUCUGGGUGGCUGACUAUGUACUCACUGAUUAUGGUACUGGGGCUGUGAUGUGUGUGCCAGCUCACGAUGACAGGGACUUCCUCUUUGCCACUCAUCACUCUCUCCCUGUACUACCUGUGGUUGAGGAUGGUGUUCUUAUACACUCACAACAGUGCAAUGGCCUGUCUAUACAACAAGGGGCCAACGCUAUACUGGAGCAGGCUGUAACCAUGGGGACUGGAGGUACCAUGACAACCUAUAAGCUUCGUGAUUGGCUAAUCUCUCGGCAGCGAUACUGGGGUGCCCCGAUCCCCAUUCUCUACUGUGACAAAUGUGGAAUUGUUCCAGUGUCAGAGGACAAACUUCCCGUACUACUACCAACUAACGUGCAGUUCACUGGACGUGGACCAUCGCCCCUGGCAACCAAUACUGAGUGGGGGCGUGGCUGUUGUGGCAAACCUCAUUGCCGUGCUCGGAAGGAGACGGAUACAAUGGACACAUUUGUAGACUCAUCCUGGUAUUUCCUACGCUUUACCUCUCGCCAUAGCAACCAGCCCUUCACUAGCCAGGAGGCAGACUCUUGGAUGCCAGUGGAUACCUAUGUGGGGGGCAUUGAACAUGCACACCUCCACUUGCUGUACGCACGCUUCAUCACUCAUGUGCUGCACGAUAUUGGUUUCCUAGCAACCAAGGAACCAUUUCAGAAACUCAUUGCUCAGGGCAUGGUGCAAGGACUGACAUACAGAGAGGAAGUGAGUGGGCGUUACCUACGGCCUGGGGAGGAUAUAAAGGGGCGUGGCAUAUCAGUAUCAUGGGAGAAGAUGUCCAAAUCAAAAUACAAUGGAGUUGAUCCAGAGGUCAUAGUUCAACGCUAUGGAGCUGAUGCUGUGCGCCUGUUCAUGCUCUUCAAGGCCCCCCCAGAGUUGAGCAUACAGUGGGAGGAUGGUGCCAUACAAGGAGUGUCUCGAUGGUUGUCAAGGUUAUGGAGGAUGGUACACACACACAUAGGAGCUGUGAGAGGAGGCGUGGCAAGUGAUGACCAGCACAGGGACAAGAUAGUGUCCGCUACACACAAGACUAUUAAACAAGUGACGGGAGCGAUGGAGGGACGAUACACUCUCAACACAGCACUGCCAGAGUUGAUGAUACUGAGUAAUGUGUUGCGAGACCACACCUCCUCUUGCCACACCCUCCCUUAUCAUGAAGCAUUGUCUACCCUAGUGCUCUUGUUGUCCCCCAUGGCCCCACACGUAAGUGCUGAACUAUGGGAAGGACUCAGCAUUGCAAGGACAGCCUACACACAGGCACCAACCAUCAAGGGUGGUGUGUUUGAACAGUCCUGGCCAGAAUGGAGGAAGGAGCUAUUGGACCUGAGCACAAGUAGAGCAAUAGUACUCCAGGUGAAUGGCAGGAAGAGGUGUGUAGUGGAGGUGUCAGUGGGUGUGGCUGAGGACCACCAUCAACUCAAGGCCAUCCUUCUCUCUCAUGCACUAGAGAAGGGACUCAUCACAUCACAUGACAAUAUAGUGAUUGCCUCCAAUGGACUGCUAGUUAAUAUUGUCUCCUCUAGCUAGCAUUAAUUUUAACUGAUUAUAAUUUUGUACAAUUUCUCAAUCACGAUAAAAAUUCAUG
This is a messenger RNA of Halichondria panicea, 2657 nucleotides long. Its product is annotated as leucine--tRNA ligase-like. Gene Ontology annotation, biological process: mitochondrial translation; leucyl-tRNA aminoacylation. The coding region runs from base 68 to 2599 and encodes 843 amino acids. Gene Ontology annotation, cellular component: mitochondrion. Gene Ontology annotation, molecular function: leucine-tRNA ligase activity; ATP binding; aminoacyl-tRNA deacylase activity. The transcript is spliced from 17 exons. The record is from RefSeq and is a predicted model, not a curated record. NCBI's taxonomy places the organism in Eukaryota, Metazoa, Porifera, Demospongiae, Suberitida, Halichondriidae.